This is a messenger RNA of Danaus chrysippus (African queen), 1539 nucleotides long. NCBI's taxonomy places the organism in Eukaryota, Metazoa, Arthropoda, Insecta, Lepidoptera, Nymphalidae. The record is from the annotation of a GenBank genome assembly.
AUGUUAAUAAUAGAGGUGUUUGCAGGGUCGUAUCUAAGUGCAGCGGUCGCUACAACAGGCGUCCUCGCUGGAGCGUACUGUGCGUAUCAUCUUUAUAAUGAAGCUCAGAAACGUAAGCUACCAACAACAUGGAGGGAAGUUGGCUCUCUGAAGGAUAUUUAUAUAUAUCCUAUAAAAUCUUGCGGUCCGGUGCAAAGGGACAGAGCUGAAUGUACUUUACUCGGUCUAAAGGACGGUUGGUUAAGGGACAGAUUACUAAACAAGUCUGCAAACAACUUCAGAUUAGUACUUUAUGCUUCCAACAAUUCUCGCAAGUUAAAAAAACCCGCCAAUAAUGUGUAUAAGUUUCGCAAGGCAGAUACGGGAGCACUUCCAGAUGAAUUACCAUUUCAUUUAAUGAAUGAGGCCUCUAUAGACGAUCUCAAUACUAAAUUGCAAGGAAACAAAGUUUGCUAUAAAAACUUCAGACCGAACUUUUUAAUAACCGGCACUGGACCUUACGAAGAAGACGAUUGGAAAUAUGUUAAAAUAGGAGAAAACAUUUUCGAAGUGAUCAAGCCGUGCACGAGAUGUAUGUUGACAACGAUUGAUCCUGAGACAGGUAUUCGUGAUUCAAAAGCAGAGCCUAUUCAGACGUUGAAAAGCUACCGCCAGAUAACUGAUCCCAGUGCUAGACCCUGGUCCGGCAGCGCUCCACGAAUGGGAGUACACUUGGCGCUCAGGUCCAAGAAUGGAGGCCUUGUCUCGGUCAAUGAUCGGUCGUAUCUAAGUGCAGCGGUCGCUACAACAGGCGUCCUCGCUGGAGCGUACUGUGCGUAUCAUCUUUAUAAUGAAGCUCAGAAACGUAAGCUACCAACAACAUGGAGGGAAGUUGGCUCUCUGAAGGAUAUUUAUAUAUAUCCUAUAAAAUCUUGCGGUCCGGUGCAAAGGGACAGAGCUGAAUGUACUUUACUCGGUCUAAAGGACGGUUGGUUAAGGGACAGAACUCUGAUGGUAGUUGAUAAUAAAUUUAACUUCAUCACUGCAAGGGCAUAUCCAGAAUUGCUAUUGGUACAUCCAACAAUACGAAAUUCUGUCUUGUCUUUACAACAUAAUGACAUGGAAAUACUCAACGUGGAUCUAUCAGAGGGAGCACUUCCUGAUGAGGUACCGUUUAAUUUAAUAAAUGAAGCCUCUAUAGACGAUCUCAAUACAAAAUUGCAAGGAAACAAAGUUUGUUACAAAAACUUCAGACCGAACUUUUUAAUAACCGGCGCUGAACCUUACGAAGAAGACGAUUGGAAAUAUGUUAAAAUAGGAGAAAACAUCUUCGAAGUGAUCAAGCCAUGCACGAGAUGUAUCAUGACGACCAUCGAUCCCGAAACAGGCGUUCGUGAUUCAAAUGCUGAACCUCUGGAAACAUUGAAGAAAUAUCGUCAACUCGAAAAUCCCGACGCUAGACGUUCGGCCGGAGAUUCCCCGCGUAUGGGACUUCAAAUGGCACUUCGCUCAGGCAACGGCGGCAUUGUCUCGAUCGACGAUCGUGUCUAUGUAGCUUAA